GUGUUAAAAUUUUACAACGAUCUCUCUGCCGUGUGGACGAAACAGGCUAUUAAACAGCUGCUUUCGUACAACACUCUUUGCCAUGCUAUUCAUCGAUGUCAAUGAACUCCAGUCUAUCCUCGGAAAUUUUACAGCGAAAAUUGCAGACUACAGCAAGAGACCAGCACGAACUUGUUAAUUUUUGUGGCCCGUGUAAAUCGUGGGACGAUACUAGCAUUAUAAAUUAUAACUAAUGUACGGUAUUGUUUAUUGAUUUAUGUAAGGUAGUUCUGGUACUGUAUCCGACCAAAUAGCCGAUAACAAUCGGGAAGCGGCAGUCUCCAGACAACUGUACGAUUAUUGUGCGUGCUGGCCGUGAGCUGCGCUUCGUAAUGGCAACUCCUACGAUAAAGCUAGAGUCCCCCGGGCCAGCUCGAAUCAAGCAAGAAAAACCUGAGGAAAACGCAGUUCGGGUGCCUCUCAAGAACCCAGGUGGUGCGUCUGAGGCACAGACACCACGGCUGCCGACUGGAUGCCAACAAGAGCAAGUCAAGCAAGAACCGUUGGACCACCAGCUCUUCUUGCCACAUCCUGUUCAGCCAGGAAACCCGAACACAGCGGUCGAUGCAUCUCCUGGCACGGUUAACACAGCCAUACGAAUCAAACGAGAAAAUUGUGGAGAUGAGCUUCCGACGUCUGUUACAGUUGUUGAAAAGGAAAAUGCUGGCACGGCACCGCUCCCUCCGAUCGAACCAGUGGAGCAAGAAGACAACACUUCCCAGCCACCUGCCAAGAAAGCCAAGAUGGAUACGGAUCAUCCCAUUGCGGAGAAUCUGGAGCAGGUUGUUGCAGACCCUCAACCGAUGACUGAGGAGAGCGCUAGCCAGCGUCAAGUUCCGGAUGGGGACGACGUCCUGAUUGACUUCGUUAAAAAGGAGCCGGAGGACAUCAUCCGUGAUCAGCCGGUCCGCAUUGUCAGUGGCAAUCACGAACUAGUCACGACGCGGAGGGACAUCCAGGCGCUGUUACCGGACACGGGAUACUUUUGCAGUGGAUCGAAUGACGGCAGUUCGUAUCAGAUUAAACUACCGGAGAAUGUUAAGCCGUUGGCUUCCCACAGGCUCCUCUUGAUAGCUCUCAAUCCAGAUGUCCCGUUCGACUGCACGUCCACAGACAGCGUGACGGGUGUGACACUGGAAGAGCUGCGGAAAGCAGCAGAAUACUUCAAGAUCGAUGCCGAAAAGAUCGGGUUUCACCCAGCGCCGUUCAGCGAUGAAGGUGUCCACGCCAGCUCAGUACCGGAGCCUGAUAUUUCGCAGCCUACGGCUUCUGUUGGCGACUUGCCCAAUCCACCGGAAUCAGCAGCUCCGGAAGCAGCGGCGGCCGAUGUGGUGUCAAACACCGCACCCAUCGUAUCGCUCGAUGGAAUUCCGGAUAAGUUUUUCUCCUACCAGAACACGCCCGAGUUUCUGGAGCUUUCUUUGGAGCAGAUUUUAACGCUGCUUAAAUCAGAUUUCCUGCGCGUCCCAUCCGAAAUGGAUUUGUAUCAGGCUGUGAUGAAGUGGUGUCGCCACCGGUCUCCCGAGCGUUGCACGGAAGAGGUCCUGACGGCUUUAUUAGCCGAGAUUCGUUGGGAUCUGCUGCUAGAUGCCCUGCCGAUGGCUAUCUCGAUGGCGGAGGGAGCGCUGCACACCGUAUUGACCAAUUUACAGACGUUCCUUCUUCCCAAACCACGCGUCCUUACCGCCAUGCCGCGUCAGCGCCAUAUUUCCGACACCGUUUAUCUGUUCUUUGCCGACCGCAACCAAGUAGCUCUGCACCGGUACGACUGGCGAGCAAAUAAUCUGCAUGACGUCGCCCUCCCAGUGGAUGUUACACCGUGGUCUACGUAUAAAGAAUUCGGACCGCUGAUCGGCAGUUCGCUGUGGUUUCGCGUGGAGCGUAAGGAUAGGCUCGUGACCUAUCUGUUCAGCCCCACCACAAGGGAAGUCCAGAGGAUCCUGGAUGAACCGCUGACCAUGACUGAACUGUGUCCGACGGUACACUUGAAUGGAAUGCUGUAUCGAUGGGAUUUCCAGAAUCCCCGUGAGAAAAAUAAUUCCUGCAUCUAUGACAUGGAGUUUGAAUCGUUAGACAAAGAAGUAGCCUUACCGAAGAAAGUCAGGAAGGAUGCAGCCUUUGACUGUCAUGAAGGAAAAUUCUACUACUGCGGCGGAGUAUCGGUUAACGGGAAGAACCUUCGUCCCGUCGCCACUGUGGAGGUGUUUGACGCUAAAAGCGGCAAAUGGCGUUCGCUGCCGGACAUGCGGCACGCUCGCAAGUGCUUUGCCGUCAAGGUCUACAACGGCUACCUGUACGCCACGGGCGGCGUACAAAUACACGAUGCGGAUACCGAAAUCUUGCAUAGUUGCGAACGACUGCAGCUGGGUGUUAAAGGCGCCACAUGGGAGAGGAUGUCCCCUUUAAGAGACCGCCGGUACCAACACGCGAUGUUUGUGGCCAACAGUCAGCUGUAUGUGUGCGGUGGCUACCUGUACGAUGGAGACCAGGCUUGUGAUAUGGAGCGCUACGAUAUGGCAACGGGCAGAUGGAAGGCCUUCGACAAACAGGAUAAGUUCAUUUUCGAAGCCUUCUCGCACUGCGCCGUAAUGGUGGAAAGUUACGCGGAUUGAUUAUACGGGUGUGUGUUGCAUCUCAUGACUCUGCGCUGACAGUUUGCAGGUGUUCUUUUUCAGUACUGUACAUUUUGUUGUUCGUGUUAAGAGUAGAAAGUAAGGAUACCUAUCAUUAGGUAGUUUUUUUUGUUGUCACAAAAAUUCUCGUAGUGGGAUCUACAGCAUCACAUGAAAUAGUUUGUUCAUUGGAUUUGUGUGGUUAAUUAUUACGUUUGUACCUUCUUUCCGUUGUGUAGCAUCGUGAUUAGUACGUUUCAAGGGGAGACUUUGUAGUGUGCGGAUCUGGUCUUAAAUCAUGGUUUUACGAACGAUGGGUUCAUCUGGGAUACCAUCAAGCUCUGAAAGGUCAUGGCCAUGUU
Molecule: messenger RNA, 3013 nt
Organism: Paramacrobiotus metropolitanus
Lineage: Eukaryota; Metazoa; Tardigrada; Eutardigrada; Parachela; Macrobiotidae
Exons: 5
Coding region: 372-2651 (759 amino acids)
Molecular function (GO): protein binding
Source: RefSeq, a predicted model, not a curated record